UCGCAUUUUUGUGCUCAGUGUCUGCUAGAACAUAACAAAUUUCCGGCGUUAAGAUCUCACCAGGUUUUAGAUAAGACCAGACAGAGUGGACGGAGUACAAACGAAACAACUGAAAUGAACAUGCCGACGGAGAGGUGUUCAGUGCACAAUGGAAAGUUGAUUGAUAUGUUUUGUAAAGAUCACGACAAAGUGUGUUGCUCUGCUUGCGUCGCAAUUAAACACAGGGCGUGUGAACAUGUUGAAUCUCUGCCGGACAUAGCUAAAGGCAUACAGGACAGUAAGGUGUAUACAGACACCAAAACUUCGCUGCAGAAUGUACUAACAAGGAUGGAAAAGGAAAGAAACACAAGGAAAGAUAAACUUAGAAACGUUGAUCAGCAGAAGGAUGAAUUGUUAGAAGACAUAGAUGCCUUCGAAACGGAGCUCAUUCGAAAGAUCAAUGAGCUUUCUAAAACUUCAAAGGAGCAAAUUUGUUCGCAGCACCAAAGAUGCAAGAACAAAAUUGAAUACAAUUUAAAUGUGCUGGAAAAUGUCAUUUCAACAGCGACAGCCAGUGUGCAAAACUUGUUAGACAAAAACGAAUGCCAGUUGUUUAUGAAUGUUAAAACAAGUAAAGAGUUGAUAAAAGAUUGUGAAGCACUCUUGAACGACCUGUCUGCCGGAAAGACAACUGAAGAGUUCAAAUUCGUGUUGAAUCACGAGAUUAAAAGGAACCUUACUUCUCUUGGUUUCGUGCAGUCGUCUGAUGAGGUAGCUCAAGUUGUGAAGAAAUACGAUGCAUCAUUAUAUGGAAGAUUCCUUAUUAACCCAAAAUAUUGCGAAAUAACUGGGAUAUGUGUGAUGGAUGACGGGACACUGGUGAUUGCAGAUAAUACAAAUUCACAAUUGAAGAAACUGAACGAAACCUACGCAGUCGAGCGUCGUAUUGAUGUUCGGGGAAAACCGUAUUCGACAUGCAAAGUAGGGCCAAACGAAGUUGCUACAGUUCUAUGCAGUCAAUGUUACAACUACAAAGUACUUUUUGUAGAUGUUGGGGUAAAAAUGAAACCCGGAACCACAUUUGAUAUUAAUGGACAAGCAUCAUCGGUUUCCUACGAUGCAAAGCAAGAUGCUUUAUUUGUUUGUAACAAAAAUCAAGUUUCUGUUUAUACGAAAUCGGGAGUGUUGUUGAGAACAUACGAAAAAAACGAAUAUGACAUUACAUUGUUUCAGUUCGCAACAAAAUUAUCAUUCAGCGCAUCCAAUGAUGUGAUGUUUGUCACCGAUAGGCGGGACAAAGAACUGAAAGCAUUGACCAAACACGGCCAAGCGGUUUGGAUAUUUACAGACCCAUAUUUGGAGGAACCAAGGGACGUUUGCGUUCUUCCUGGUGACAUCAUAUUACUUAGUGAUUACGAGUCGAAUAACGUCUUACAAAUUGACAGCAGUGGAAAGAAAAUUGGUCUGUUUCUAGAGAUACUACGUCCUCUGGCCCUAGCGUUUAAUAAAGAAAAUUACAGACUUAUAGUAGGAAACUGCUCAAAUGAAAUACAGGUGUACUCGUUAUCUAGAAAAUAGAAACAUAUAUCAGCACACUUAUUUUUGCUUUGGACAUUUAGUGACCCAUGUCACUAGGAACAAAGGACGUUUGCGUCCUUUCUGGUGACAUCAUAUUAGUUUGCGAUUUUAGUUCAAAUAACGGCUAACAACAAAGCAGUUGAAAGAUAAUUGGCUUGUUUCUACAGAUACAAAGUCCUCUGGUCCUAGCAUUCGAAGAAAAAAGAUAGAUUUAUAGUAGGAAGUGGCUCAAAUGGAAUACAGGCGUAUUCAUUCUAUAGAAAAUAGAAACAUGUAUAUGCACAUUUAUCAUUAAUGUCUUAUCUUUGCAUGCAGUGAAUAAAUAAUAUUACAUGUG
Messenger RNA from Mercenaria mercenaria, 1894 nucleotides. RefSeq lists its product as uncharacterized. Bases 115 to 1557 code for a protein of 480 amino acids. Lineage: Eukaryota; Metazoa; Mollusca; Bivalvia; Venerida; Veneridae. Gene Ontology annotation, molecular function: zinc ion binding; protein binding. The transcript has 2 exons. The record is from RefSeq and is a predicted model, not a curated record.